Naumovozyma dairenensis CBS 421 is the source of this 2175-nucleotide messenger RNA. It is a transcript of the gene SRB4, whose product is annotated as Srb4p. Bases 1 to 2175 code for a protein of 724 amino acids. Gene Ontology annotation, cellular component: core mediator complex; mediator complex. Lineage: Eukaryota; Fungi; Ascomycota; Saccharomycetes; Saccharomycetales; Saccharomycetaceae. Gene Ontology annotation, molecular function: transcription coregulator activity. Gene Ontology annotation, biological process: regulation of transcription by RNA polymerase II. The transcript has a single exon. The record is from RefSeq and is a predicted model, not a curated record.
AUGGACGACCAACAAAAUGCUGACCAAAAAAUGGGGAUCAAUCUUGCAUUGGAUCCAAAUCUAAUAAACUUAACAUUAUAUAACCAUCCAACGGCAACGCCUCUUAGUGGUUCAAAUACUUCAACUACAGAACCCACCACUGCUCCUGCUACCACUACAACCGUUACAGAUGCGAAUGCUCUUGCGUCAAGUACAAUCGUCAAUAAUGGUCAAUCCAUGGUUAAGAAUCCAUAUGAAGUUUAUGGACAAAUGCCAUUAUCACAACUAAUACCUUUAAUAUUACAAGAAAGGGGACAAGGUUUUAAAUUCGUUGAUCUUUCUGAAGAAUUGCUAGCUCAAGAAAUUGCUAAUGAUAAACAACGAACACAACUGAGUAAUACCAACCCUCAAGAUGAGCAUACCAAUGAUAAUGUAAAUAAUACCGAAGUACAACCACAAGAACAACAACAAGAAGAAGAAUCCAACAAUCCUGAUUUAAUGGAUAUUGAUAUGGAAAAUGAACCAGAACAACAAUCCCAAUUACCCCUUAAUGAUACCUCUUUGAAUACAAUAUCGAAGGAAAAUCAAAAUGAAAAUAGUGCAACAGAAGCCGUCGGUGCAACGCAAAAUCCAACCCUUACAAUCCCAGAAACCUCUUUAACCCAAGAACAGUUCAUAAAGAUCAGAAAAGAAAUGGUAGAUAAUAUCAAUAUAGCAAUGAAUGAAACAUCAUUAUCAUUGGAUUUUGUUUCCUUAUUGUUAUCCUCAGUUAGAGAAAAUAAUGCAAAUUCUUCCAUGUCCACUUUUUUGAAGAAAAAUGUUCCAACCGGGACUUUAAAUAGUGAUAAAGUACCACAUGUUCCUAAGCAAAAAGAUGAAUUAACUCAAUUGGAAAUCUCAAACAGAGGUUGGAAAUUAAAAUCUCUAAACGAUUCAAGAUUAAUUUUAAAGGAAAAUUAUAAUAAAUUGAAUAACUCUUUAACCAUUGAACAUUCAUUUUGGAAAAAAUUAUCAAAUCACAUUAAUAGUAAUGAUAUCAUUUUUAAAUUAAGAGAUAAAUCUACGGGACAAAGAUCACUAGGUAUCAAAUAUGGCUAUGAAGAUUCAGGUUCCACAUAUAAAAUGGAUAGAGGUGUUGCAAUCUUGAGAACCAAUCCAACUACAGGUAAAUUAGAAUUGAAACCAUUUUCAACUAGUAAGAAUACUAAAAUGUCUUCUUCUUCUUCUUCCUCAAACGACACUAUUAAAGGUCUAGAAAAAUUUAUCAGAAUUAGAAUUUUUACAAAGAUUGAAUCAGAGGACGAUUAUAUUUUAAGCGGUGAAUCAUUCAGUGAUAUCGAAAGUCGGAGUGGCAAUAAAAAUGCUAACGAUUAUAGUAAUAAUGAUGAUUCUAUCUCAGAUGAGGAUGAAGAUAUUAGGGCACAAAUUGAAAAUUUAAAGAAAUUCAUCAUUGAGAAGGAGUUAAUGUAUCAAUUAAAGAAGGAAUGUUCGCAUUUAUUAUCAUAUGGUGUCACUGUUGAGAAUGAAAACAGGAUUGUCAUUGAACUGCCCAAUGAAAAAUUCGAAAUCGAGUUAUUAUCUUUUGAUGAUAAUUCUCUAACAAAUCAUGACCGUGAUGCUCCAAAAAUCAAUGAUAAAAGAGCUAAUUUAAUAUUAAUUACCCUACGAAUGUUAUUAGUUGUGAUGUUUAAGAAGAAUCUAAGAAAUAAACUUCUUUCUUCGAAAGUAAACAAAUCUUUGAAUAUUGAAAAGGAAAUAUUAUUAAUAAGGCCGAUCUUAGGAAGUAUUAGACAUUCUAAUUAUAAAAUGUUACUUAAGAAGAUAAUGAAAAGUUAUGUAUUAGAUAUUGUCCCAGAAUCUACUCUAGAAGAAAGUACAUUGCCAUCAAGCACCGAGCAUAUUCAAGACCAUGGGAAUACCCAUCAAAUGGAUAGACAUAUUGUUAAAUUGACGAAAGAUAUUACUGCGUUUGAUCACAUACUUAAUAUUGCGAAAACAUUGUUCCAAAUCUCUCUGCCGAAUAAGGGAAGAAUAACAAUUAUACUAGAAAGUACGAAUUAUUGUAAUGCCGUUGUUAACAUAAAGUAUGUCUCACAGGAUAAUACCACUACCUUUGAUUCAAACUUUGCAGAAUUUAAAGAAGUGGAAGAGUUCUUGCAUUUCAUAAUAUCUGAAUAUGUAAAAGAAAGGAAUUGA